Molecule: messenger RNA, 417 nt
Organism: Macrosiphum euphorbiae (potato aphid)
Lineage: Eukaryota; Metazoa; Arthropoda; Insecta; Hemiptera; Aphididae
Source: the annotation of a GenBank genome assembly
AUGGAAAAAAGUGGCUUUAAAAAAUCGGGAUUUACCAUAGAAAUUCAAGAAACGGAAAACGACCAGUUGAAUAUUGAAUCAAUACAAUGGAAUUCCCUGCCAACUCAAGAGAAUGUAUCUUUCACUGAUUAUGUCAAUGUAGAUGAAGAUGUUGUUGUAUGGGGAGUCCUCUCUGACGCCGAAAUUUUGGAAAAUACCUUAAGCUUUGAUGAAGACAACGAAGAUGACACAAGUCCUCUACCUCUUGUGACUUUAAAAGAAGCCAGUUCAUCUUUGGAAAAAUUACGAAAUUUUUCGCUCCAGUCAGAAAUCACUGUUGAGGUUUUUGAUGCUUCAUUUACUAUAGAAAAUACCAUUGAAAAAAUAAAACUAAAUUCAAUGAAGCAGAAAACAAUUAAUGAUUUUUUCAAAAAAUAA